Messenger RNA from Bursaphelenchus xylophilus (pine wood nematode), 1196 nucleotides. The record is from the annotation of a GenBank genome assembly. NCBI's taxonomy places the organism in Eukaryota, Metazoa, Nematoda, Chromadorea, Rhabditida, Aphelenchoididae.
AUGCAAAAACUGGAGCUUCCCAUACUUCUGAUGUUUAUUUAUUUGUCUACUGCGUACUGUCAAUGUGAAGACAAAGUUGGAAGCAGUGGAACUUCAGACUGCCCAAGGUUGCAGGAGCUUUGCAAUAACUCCACUUAUUACUCGCUGAUGACUCAAGAAUGCCCAAAGACCUGUGGAAGAUGCGGGCAGAGCAGCAAUGUGCAGUACUCCAAUUCAAAUACUAAUGCGAUUAUGAAUACAAAUAUCAAUGUUAAUACGAAUACGGGUGAGCGAGUGUUGUUUGAAAAUAUUCUGAUUGCGCAAGGUACCUUGUUAAAAUUGAAAGCCAUUUCCUCCAAGGCGAGUGUCCCACGAACGACACUCAGUUUUUGUUAAAAUUUUGCGGGCGCAAUGUACAUUUAUGGUAUGUUUCAUCAAAAUCUGAGCGUCGCACUUCAAGCACUUCCCUUAUUCAUUGAGAAAGCAUCUAGCACAUACCCUUUUUUAUGUCGCUAUGUCGUAGCUCUCAACUGCUUUUCAUAUCACGACAUUUGUUUAGGUAACACGAACUGUGAAGACAAAACCGGAAGCAGUGGAACAUCCGACUGUCCAAAAUUAAAAGAGCUUUGCAAUAACUCCACGUAUUACUCGCUGAUGACGCAGGAAUGCCCAAAAACUUGUGGGAGAUGUGGCUCUACGGGAAACGCAAAUAUUCAAUAUUCGAAUUCAAAUACUAACACCGCCAUAAACACCAAUGCCAACACGAACAAUGCUGUUUAUCCUGGUAAGCUGGUUAGGUUGUAUAACGAUUCCUUUCCAGCUAAUACCGGGACAUGUGUUGAUAAGGCCGGUUCCAAUGGGCAAUCAGACUGCCCUCAACUCACCAGGCUAUGCAAUAACACGCUGUACAAGCCGCUGAUGCAAGAGCAAUGUGCGCAGAGUUGUGGCUUUUGUAGCGGCGGAGGAGCUGCGCAGAAUAAUGCGGCGUGUAAGUGAUUGUCGUAUAUGCCACAUUUUGAGACUUUUUUUGAAAUCAGAAAUUUCACGUAAGAAUUCUCUUUCUAGUGCCACCUCCGGUCAUAACCGGGGCAUGCGUGGACAAGGCGACAAACUGCAAUGACUUUGCGGCGUAUUGCAACAAUGCCACCUACCAAUUACUCCUCGCCGAACAAUGCCCAUUGACUUGCAGGUUCUGCACUGCCGGAAAGAAGAAGUAA